UCUUGAAGACUAACUAUAAAAACCGGCUCUGGGUAUCCUCGCCAUUGCCAGAAGUCAACAACCUACCAAGAAAUAAGAAUUGUCAAUCAUAUAUACACAUAAGAUUCGGCGAUCUUUUUCCGGUGACCCGAUCAUCCUGAAGAAUUGGCUUUCGCUUUCAGGUGAGAAAUUGAGAGAUGGCAGAGGACAGGGAGAGGGAACAAGAGUUAGAGUGGCUUGCAGCACAGAAUAUUUCUAUAAGUGUAAACCUUGUGGCAGCAGCCAAAAGGCAGCUUCAGUUCCUUGCAGCGGUUGAUCGGAAUCGUUGUCUAUAUGAAGGUCCUGCCCUUGAAAGGGCCAUCUAUAGGUACAACACUUGUUGGCUUCCCUUGCUUGCCAAGCAUUCUGAAAUUUCCAAAGGGCCUUUGGUUGCUCCUCUUGACUGUGAAUGGAUUUGGCAUUGCCACAGGCUUAACCCAGUUAGGUACAAGUCCGACUGCGAGGAAUUUUUUGGAAGGGUUCUGGAUUCUUCUAAUGUUGUAUCUUCUCUUCAAGGAAUCUGUAAAAGGCAAACUGAAGAAAUUUGGAACAGCCUGUAUUCACAUGAACCUUAUGAGUUGGACUUAACAAGAGCACUCUCAGAGGAGAAAUAUGGAAAGUUUUUAGAACCUGGAAAUUGUACCACAUACGAUCUUGUUUCAGCUGUUAGAAGGCAGUCUCCUUUCUUUUAUCAGGUAUCCAGACCUCACAUGGGCAACUGUAUAUUUCUUGAAGAAGCUGUGGCCAGAUAUAAGGGAUUCCUGCAUCUAAUCAAGAGAAACAGGGAGAGGUCCAUAAAGCGUUUUUGUGUCCCGACUUAUGACAUUGACCUGAUCUGGCAUACGCACCAAUUGCAUGCUAGUGCAUAUUCCAAAGAUCUGACUGAAGUACUUGGAAAGAUAUUGGAGCACGAUGACAUGGAUGCAGACAGAACGAAGGGUAAGAAGCUGGAUGUUGGAUUCUCUGGAACUACCAGACAAUGGGAGGAGACUUUUGGUUCAAGGUAUUGGAAGGCAGGGGCAAUGUACAGGGGCAGUUCCCCUACUCCUGUCACAACCAUCCCUUUCUCUUCUAACAUCAUGAACAAGGAGGCAGUUGCAUCAAGUGAUUCUCAGAAGAUUAUUCAUCUCCCUGAUUUGAAAGUUGUGGAGGUCGUCUUGGAGAUUGUGGGAGUCAAGAACUUACCAGAGGGUCACAAGGGAAGCCUCUCUGUCUUAUUCAGCAAAAGCCAACCUGAUGUUUUCUUUAACACUAAGAGGAAACUCAAAAUUUUAUCUGAGUCGCGGGAGAAGCAUGUUGCUUCUUUCCAAUGUGAACCUGUCGGAGAGCUUCUUAUCAAACUUGUAUCCCAUUCACCUUCAAAUCUACCAAUUAUAAGGGCGACAAAGACAAUGGGUACAGUUUCACUCUCUCUGCAAAACUUCCUGAAUCCAGUCUCUAAACUUUCAGUGGAGAAAUGGUUGGAGCUGGUGCCUAAGUCUGGCAAUGUGAGCUCAAAACCUAUGUACAUACGAGUUGCUGUCUCAUUUUCUGUUCCAACGCAAGCACCAUAUAUGCUUGAUAUGGUUUCCACCAAACCACAAACAAGAAGUUCUUGUUUCUUUCCCCUUCCUGGAAGGUCUGAUCAUUCCAAGGAAUGGACACAAGUUUUUAAUGAAACGGACUCCAUGGUUAUAAGCCUCCAAAUGAGGAACUCAACAAAGGUGGAAGGGAGAGACAACCACAUUCCUGUAAAGCAAGUGAUUGGGUUGACAAAUUCUGGUGAAUCCCGUACUCUAGCUGAGUUUAUUGGUUCGCGCUGGUCUCUUUUGGAUUCUAACUGGUGCCUUCAACCUCAAAAAAAAUCCAGUGAAGAUGGGCAUCUCUUUGAGCUCUUAGGCACUAGGAUGGUAAAAUUAUUCGAGGGUAGAAAACUCGAAUUCGAACCCAAACAUUUUGAGAAGCAGAAAAAUGAACAAGUUUUUAUGACUGCUGUCGAGUUUUCUGUGAAAGAUCCUUAUGGCACAGCAGUGGCAUUGUUUGACUUGAAAUCAGGACUUCUCAAGGUAAAGGAAGAAUGGUUGGUGUUGCCUGGGAUUAUCUCAGCAUUUAUACUCUCUGACACUACGAAGAAUGAAGGAUCCGAAGGCCUCAUCAUUAAUGGUGUAAAUCUGAAGAUGGAUAACGUGCUUGAAGGCAAUGUGGUCCCUGAGGAAGCUAAAGAAACUAAGCCGAUCACUUGUGUGGAAACUGAAAUGGAAUUGAACAUCAAUGCAGAGACGAGAACUGUAUUAAUGGCUGGAGAAGACAGUGAAAAUGGAAAUAUUGCAAGGAGUGGAGGAUGUGGUGGCUGUGGUGGUGGUUGUGGGAACAAUGCAAUGAGUGGCGGCUGUGGCAGUGGAUGUGGUAGUGGCUGCGGUGGUGGUUGUGGAAACAUGGCAACAAGCGGCUGCGGUGGUUGUGGAAUCAUGGUGGAGGCUGGUAGUGGCUGUUGUGAGGAAGCAGUACAAAGUGGUGGAUGUGGCGGCGGCUGUGGUGGUGGAUGUGGCGGCGGCUGUGGUGGUGGUUGUGGAAACAUGGCAAAGAGCAGUGGCUGUGGCAGCGGGUGCGGUGGUUGUGGAAACAUGGUGGAGGCUGCUAGUGGCAGUGGUGAUGAAACAGUACAAAGUGGUGGUUGUGGCAGUGGGUGUGGGGGUGGUUGUGCCGAGAAAGCUAUACAUGAAAGCAGCAUUGAACUUCCCUGCGCUAAGGAAACACCCAUCUACGCAACUACAGCUGUAUUUGCUUGAUCUUUCUCUUCUAGCAAUACAACGAGGGAAAAAAGCAGCUGCAUUGAACGCUUGAUAAAAUAAUGUUCUACUUUGAUGUUGUCCGUCUUUGCUUCAGUUUGGAGCUUGUUGCUUCUAUUUAGCUUUAUGUGGAGGUUGUAUGCAAUAUUGUGACAAGUAUAGACUUGAACAAGAUUCUUCCUUUAAUUGGAAAAAACUAAAAGAGGAUGGCAAGUGUAAGAACAUAUCUUCAUCUACAAAUCCUCUUUAUGCCUUCAUUUGUUUA
Molecule: messenger RNA, 3051 nt
Organism: Tripterygium wilfordii
Lineage: Eukaryota; Viridiplantae; Streptophyta; Magnoliopsida; Celastrales; Celastraceae
Product: glycine-rich domain-containing protein 1-like
Exons: 9
Coding region: 177-2786 (869 amino acids)
Source: RefSeq, a predicted model, not a curated record